Capsicum annuum is the source of this 2396-nucleotide messenger RNA. RefSeq names its product shaggy-related protein kinase epsilon. Bases 488 to 1903 code for a protein of 471 amino acids. Gene Ontology annotation, cellular component: cytoplasm. The transcript has 13 exons. NCBI's taxonomy places the organism in Eukaryota, Viridiplantae, Streptophyta, Magnoliopsida, Solanales, Solanaceae. The record is from RefSeq and is a predicted model, not a curated record. Gene Ontology annotation, molecular function: protein serine/threonine kinase activity; ATP binding. Gene Ontology annotation, biological process: signal transduction; protein phosphorylation.
ACGCUCAGAAUAAACUCUUUAUUUUAGAUUAGUUGAAACUAUAAUAUGAAUAUCGAAUAUCGAGUGAAAAAUAAAAAAAAAUCUAUAAACUUGAGUUGAAGAUUAUUUUAAAAAUAAUUUCCUAAUAUAAAUAGUACUAAAAAAUAUGCUUUUUGAUUACAGUAAUUUUUUUUCUUUAAACACAAAAGUAGAGAAGAGAGAGAGGGAGGGGGGAAGGGUGCUUUUAGAUGUUGUCAUAUUUUCUCAUUUUUAGGAUUACAAAGUCCAUUUUCUCUUUUUUAUCUUAAAAUAAUUCUUUGCUCUCUUCUUCUUCUUCUCUCUUCUUUCUCUCUCUUACAUCUUCUCCACCAUUCUUACAAGAAUACAUUUAAGGUGUUUGAGGAAGAGAAGGAGGAGUUAUCUAUAUAUUAUCUCUUCUUAUAAUUAUAAUUUUGUGGGUAAAAGGAGGUGUUUUGUUAAAGUAAAUAGGGGUCUUGGCGAAGCAGAUAUGAAUGUAAUGCGUCGCUUAAAGAGCAUUGCUUCUGGACGUUCUUCUGUUUCAGAUCCUGGUGGUGAUUCAAGCAUAAAGAGGGUGAAGGUUGAGCAAGAAGUAGAUCAAAGAGUGGUUGGUGAAACUCAAAUGGAUGAGAGAUGUCCUCCUACUGUUCCAAAAGAGGAUAUGGCUUCUACAUCUAAGGAAACAACUGCUGGAAGUACAUCAACAAUGGAAACUAGGCUUGAAAAUUCUGAACUUGAUGAGCUUCCUAAAGAAAUGCAUGAAAUGAAAAUUAAAGAUGAAAAAGCUGAUAAUCUAGAUGAUAAUUUACGGGAUAUGGAACCUGCUGUUGUUAGUGGAAAUGGAACUGAAACUGGUCAGAUUAUCGUGACCACUGUGAGUGGUAGGAAUGGACAACAGAAACAGACAUUGUCGUACAUGGCGGAGCGUGUGGUUGGUACUGGUUCAUUUGGAGUUGUCUUUCAGGCGAAGUGCUUGGAAACUGGUGAAUCUGUAGCCAUAAAGAAAGUCUUACAGGAUAGGAGAUACAAGAACAGGGAACUUCAGAUUAUGCGCACCCUUGAUCAUCCUAAUGUUGUUAAACUACGACAUUGCUUCUAUUCUACUACUGAGAAGAAUGAAGUCUACCUUAACCUUGUCCUGGAAUACGUGUCUGAAACUGUUUACCGAGUUUCAAGGCACUAUAGCAGAAUGAAUCAACACAUGCCCAUUAUUUAUGUGCAGCUAUACACAUAUCAGAUAUGCCGGGCUCUGAAUUACAUGCACGGCAUCCUUGGUGUAUGCCAUCGUGAUAUUAAACCACAGAAUCUUUUGGUCAAUCCCCACUCGCAUCAGCUCAAGCUCUGUGAUUUUGGGAGUGCAAAGAUGUUGGUUCCUGGAGAGCCCAACAUUUCAUACAUUUGUUCUCGUUAUUACCGGGCCCCUGAAUUGAUCUUUGGGGCUACCGAGUACACAACUGCAAUUGACAUGUGGUCUGCUGGUUGCGUUAUGGCUGAGCUACUUUUGGGACAGCCUCUUUUUCCUGGUGAAAGCGGUGUUGAUCAGCUGGUCGAAAUUAUUAAGAUAUUAGGGACACCAACCAGAGAGGAGAUUAGGUGCAUGAAUCCAAAUUACACAGAGUUCAAGUUUCCCCAGAUCAAAGCUCACCCAUGGCACAAGAUAUUUCAUAAACGAAUGCCCCCUGAAGCAGUAGACUUGGUCUCAAGGCUCCUUCAAUAUUCUCCAACUCUCCGCUGUACCGCUUUGGAAGCAUGUGCGCACCCUUUCUUUGAUGCUUUAAGGGAACCAAAUGCUUGCUUGCCAAAUGGGCGACCUCUGCCUCCCCUAUUCAACUUUACUGCUCAAGAGCUCUCUGGUGCGCCUGCUGAACUGCGAAAGCGCCUUAUUCCUGAACACUUGCGCAAGUGAAUUUUCUGAAGACAGUUGCUUAGGCUUUGUAAAUGGGUUUUCUUGAGAGGUUUAGUCGCCUGAUCUGCAUUACGUUGCUCCAGCAAGUGCAGCUGCUAAUCUUGGCCUUAGUAAUAUUUGAUGGAUAUCGACAUCAGAACAUGGGGAGCUAGUAACUUGCUAGUUGGUUUUGGAUGGAGGAAUAUAGCAGUGAGAAUCACGGGUGAAUUGUCUAGUCUAUAUAAACAUAUUAUGUCUUGUGCGUUUUCAGUAACCCCAGCAGUUUUAGAUGAGAGUUUUCAUCUGUUAAUUAUACCUUGUAGCAAUAUCUAGUUUGAGGGGUAUUCAUAAGAUUAAUGAGUUCUCCUUUUAACUGGAGUUAUAGAUGAAUUAUUAGGAUUUUUCUAUUCUUUAAAGUGCACCAUUUCAUCUCUUCUGGUUGUCCUGUAGGACUGUGAAAUUGCAUCUUGCUAACUAUAUUCACUAUUAAGAAAAAGGAAAAUCUUGAGGAGUC